CUAACUAUUAACACGGUGGGUAGAUUUUCUGUCUGAGUGUUAGGUUGUCCGGUUUGUUUCGUCAAUACUAUCAUCUCGUCGCCAAAAAUAACUAGCAGCAUGUACGUGAAAUACUAUGGGCAAAAAAACCAAUAAGCAGAAACUCAGUUUUCCAAAUGUUCAGGGAUGGGUACCGUACAAAGCGUUUUCUGCAAAAAAAAAUGAAGAGGUUUCGGAGCCAAAAUAUGCUGAAGUUCCAAAGGAUUGGAAGGAGCCGAAGUUUACUCCUGAGGAUAAUCCUCAUGGGAGAUUGUUUGCUUCGUCAUCAUACACAACGCUCUUCCCAAAAUAUCGUGAGAAGUACUUGGGCGAAAUUUGGCCCGCCUUAAGAAGAAUAAUGAUGGAACAUCAUAUACGAGUGGAGAUAGAUGUGGCUGAAAGUACUAUGGAAGUCCGAACAACUCCAAAGACUUUUGAUCCUUUUAUCAUACUAAAAGCCAGGGAUGUUAUACGUCUGUUAGCACGCUCUGUCCCUAUGGAGCAAGCUAUUCGUGUUCUGGAUGACGAGACAUUCGCAGAUAUUAUUGAAAUUAACUUGACUAAUCGUGAACGAUUUGUUAAACGACGUAAUCGGCUUAUUGGUCAUGAUGGUGAAACGUUGAAAGCACUGGAGCUGUCUACUAACUGUUAUAUAGUUGUGCAAGGAAAAACUGUUUCUGUGGUUGGUCGAUAUAACGAUUUAAAGGAGGUACGUAAAAUUGUUCAAGGUUGCAUCUAUGACAAUAUACAUCCAGCUUAUUCUAUUAAAAGAUUACUUAUCAUAAAAAAACUUUCUAUGGAUCCUACCAAACAAAAUAUAUCAUGGGAUCGAUUUUUGCCUAAAAUGAAAAAGAAAGUACUUAGUCGACGUAGAAAACCUCACAAAGUACGUAAGAAAAAAGAAUACAAUCCAUUUCCACCACCACCAGUUCAAUCGAAAAUUGAUAUUGAACUAGAAAAAGGUACAUACUUCUUAGCUGAAGCUGAACGUAAACGAUUGAAAGUGGAAUCAAAUAUUGUUAAAUCAAAUCAAAUAUCAAAAAUACGACAAAAAGCUAAACGUUCCGCUGCACUUAUUCCACCUGAUGAAUGUCACAACAACAAAGAUAAUAAUACCAGUCAUCAUAAACCAAAAAAGAUUAAAUUUGAGGAAUAA
Molecule: messenger RNA, 1174 nt
Organism: Schistosoma margrebowiei
Lineage: Eukaryota; Metazoa; Platyhelminthes; Trematoda; Strigeidida; Schistosomatidae
Source: the annotation of a GenBank genome assembly